Molecule: messenger RNA, 1430 nt
Organism: Prionailurus viverrinus (fishing cat)
Lineage: Eukaryota; Metazoa; Chordata; Mammalia; Carnivora; Felidae
Gene: KBTBD13
Product: kelch repeat and BTB domain containing 13
Exons: 1
Coding region: 1-1380 (459 amino acids)
Molecular function (GO): protein binding
Source: RefSeq, a predicted model, not a curated record
AUGCCGCGGGCCCCAGAGGCCCCCCCGGUGCAAGUGUGGGUGGGCGGCCAGCUCUUCCAGGCCGAGCGGGCCCUGCUGGUGGAGCACUGUGGCUUCUUCCGUGGCCUUUUCCGCUCCGGCAUGCGGGAGACGCGCGCGGCCGAGGUGCGCCUGGGCGCGCUGAGCGCCGGCGGCUUCCACACCAUGCUGCAGGUGCUGCGCGGCGAGCGGCCGGCGCUGGCGGCCGCCGACGAGCUGCUGCAGGCCGUGGAGUGCGCCGCCUUCCUGCAGGCGCCAGCGCUGGCGCGCUUUCUGGAGCACAGCCUCACGUCGGACAACUGCGCGCUGCUGUGCGACGCGGCCGCCGUCUUCGGCCUGCACGACGUAUUCCACAGCGCCGCGCUCUUCAUCCGCGACGGCGCGCACGACCUGGCGGCUGAGCUGGCGCUGCCCGAGGCGCGCGCCUACGUAGCGGCGCUGCGGCCCAGCAGCUACGUGGCCGUGAGCACGCACACGCCAGCGCCCGGCUUCUUGGAGGACGCGUCGCGCACGCUGUGCUACCUAGAUGAGGAGGAAGACGCGUGGCGCACGCUGGCCGCUCUGCCCCUGGAGGCCAGCACGCUGCUGGCGGGUGUAGCCACGCUGGGCAACAAGCUGUAUAUCGUGGGUGGCGUGAGAGGCGCCAGCAAGGAGGUGGUGGAACUGGGCUUCUGCUAUGACCCGGCCAGCGGCACGUGGCGCGAAUUCCCCAGCCCGCACCAGCCGCGCUACGACACGGCGCUGGCUGGCUUCGAUGGCCGCCUCUACGCCAUAGGCGGCGAGUUCCAGAGGAUGCCCAUGAGCUCUGUGGAGCGCUACGACCCCGCUGCGGGUUGCUGGAGCUUCGUAGCCGACCUUCCGCAGCCGGCUGCCGGCGUGCCCUGCGCCCAGGCGUGUGGCCGCCUCUUCGUGUGUUUAUGGAGGCCGGCUGACACCACGGCCAUAGUGGAGUACACUGUGCGGGCCGACACGUGGCUGCCGGUGGCCGAGCUGCGGCGCCCGCAGAGCUACGGCCACUGCAUGGUGGCCCACCGCGAGAGCCUCUAUGUGGUGCGCAAUGGACCUUCCGACGACUUCCUACACUGCGCCAUCGACUGCUUCAACUUGGCCACGGGCCAGUGGACGGCGCUGCCUGGCCAGUUUGUCAACAGCAAGGGAGCUCUCUUCACAGCGGUGGUGCGCGGCGAUACAGUCUAUACGGUCAACCGCAUGUUUACACUGCUCUAUGCCAUCGAGGGUGGCACCUGGAGGUUGCUCAGGGAGAAGGCCGGUUUCCCAAGGCCCGGCUCCUUGCAGACCUUUCUUCUUAGGCUGCCUCCUGGCGCCCCGGGGCCUGUGGCCUCAACGACACCAGAACUGUGACCUUGGGCUGGUCUUAGGAGGGGAUAUCCCGGAGUCUUCACUGAGCCAUG